UGUCAGGAAAUACCCUUCCUCUCCGCCCCGAGGGCGGAGCCUGGCCCCGACGUGGUUGGGGAUGAACGCUUUGGUGAGACGUGGAGUGGCCCGUGCUGGCAUUCCCUGUAUUUGGAGAGGGAAAUGCUUCAGCUCCGGGAAUGAGCCAGCAGAAAGCCACCAGGUGACGCCGAUGCUGCGGCAUCUUAUGUAUAAAAUAAAGUCUACAGGUCCCAUCACUGUGGCAGAAUACAUGAAGGAGGUUUUGACCAAUCCAGCCAAGGGAUAUUAUGUGCAUCAUGAUAUGCUAGGAGAAAAAGGAGAUUUCAUAACCUCACCAGAAAUAAGUCAGAUCUUUGGGGAGCUACUAGGGGUGUGGUUUGUAAGUGAAUGGAUCAGCUCUGGAAAAAGCACUACUUUCCAGCUGGUGGAGCUGGGCCCAGGUCGGGGCACCCUCACUGGAGAUAUUUUGAGGGUGUUCAGUCAGCUUGGGUCUGUGCUAAAAAGCUGUGACAUUUCGGUCCACCUAGUAGAGGUGAGCCCAAAGUUAAGUGAGAUUCAAGCGCUGACGCUGACAGAGGAGAAGCUUCCUUUGGAGAGAGAUGCUGACUCCCUGGUGUACAUGAAAGGUGUCAGCAAGUCUGGGAUUCCAGUCUCCUGGUACCGAGAUCUGAAGGACGUCCCUAAAGGAUACAGCUUUUAUCUCGCACAUGAGUUUUUUGAUGUUCUUCCCGUGCAUAAAUUUCAGAAAACCCCACAAGGAUGGAGAGAAGUGCUUGUUGAUAUCGAUCCACAGGUUUCUGAUAAGCUGAGGUUCGUCCUGGCGCCUUGUGCAACCCCAGCAGAAGCCUUCAUACAACACAAUGAAAGAAGGGACCAUGUAGAAGUCUGUCCCGACGCGGGCAUUAUCAUACAGGAAGUGGCUCAGCGCAUUGCACUCACUGGAGGCGCUGCCCUGAUUGCCGACUAUGGUCACGAUGGAACGAAGACAGACACCUUCAGAGGCUUCUGUGGACACCGGCUUCACGAUGUCUUAAUUGCUCCAGGAACAGCCGACCUCACAGCUGAUGUGGACUUCAGUUAUCUGCGCAGAAUGGCCCAGGGAAAAGUAGCCUCUCUGGGGCCAGUAGAGCAACGGACAUUUUUAAAAAACAUGGGCAUCGAUGUCCGGCUGAAGGUUCUUUUAGAUAAUGCAGAUGAGGCAUCCGUGAAGCAGCAGUUACUUCGGGGGUAUGAUAUGUUAAUGAACCCUCAGAAGAUGGGAGAAAGAUUCAACUUCUUUGCCUUGCUACCUCAUCAGAGACUUCAUGGUGCAAGUCAAGAAAGGAAUGCCCGUCAGUCAAAAACCCCCACAUCAUCUGUAGCUGGGUUUGAUGAACUUGUUUGGCAGUGAUAGUUCAACUUGGACUUUUUAUACCUCAGUGUGCUUUAAAAAUCAAAAUAAAAGAAACUCAUUUUGUAUAUUGAAGGUAAUGUAAUGUUCAAACUAUUUAUCUCUUUGCAGUCAAUAAAAUAGCCUCUUUUACAUAAAUACAAUCAAAAUGGUUGAAUGUUCAAGGUUAUAACUAACUCUUGGUACAAUUGUUUGCAACCUAGUGAAGUAGUUUAUUGUGAUAUCAAAUUUCCUUUAAUGAAGCAAGUUGCUGUAUUUCUAUUUACUUUUUAAAAAUAUACAUGAGCACAGGUUGGUGUGUCGGAAACAGGAAGUAAGGUAAAUGGUUAUCUCCAGAGGUCUGAGUCAAAAGCUCCGGAUAUUGUUUUUUACAGAAGGAAAAGCCAUAUAUUCUGAUAGAAGGAUCUCUAAGGUUUAGUAAAUAAACAAAGUCAGAUGCAAGAGCUUCUCGUGUUGAUCCUGGUCUUGCUGACGGAGAGAAUUAAAUGAACAUGCUGGUGUGACUUAGUGUCUGUUCUGUGGUGUGCAUGUGCGGAGAGAGGAUGAAGGACAAGAACUGAUGGGGAAGCAGGUGUCAGAAGGCUUAAUC
Chionomys nivalis (European snow vole) is the source of this 1961-nucleotide messenger RNA. RefSeq names its product NADH:ubiquinone oxidoreductase complex assembly factor 7 (gene Ndufaf7). The transcript is spliced from 10 exons. The record is from RefSeq and is a predicted model, not a curated record. Gene Ontology annotation, molecular function: protein-arginine omega-N symmetric methyltransferase activity. Bases 62 to 1372 code for a protein of 436 amino acids. Gene Ontology annotation, cellular component: mitochondrion. Lineage: Eukaryota; Metazoa; Chordata; Mammalia; Rodentia; Cricetidae. Gene Ontology annotation, biological process: mitochondrial respiratory chain complex I assembly.